Dicentrarchus labrax (European seabass) is the source of this 3883-nucleotide messenger RNA. RefSeq lists its product as uncharacterized. The record is from RefSeq and is a predicted model, not a curated record. Gene Ontology annotation, molecular function: GTP binding. The coding region runs from base 166 to 3072 and encodes 968 amino acids. The transcript has 8 exons. NCBI's taxonomy places the organism in Eukaryota, Metazoa, Chordata, Actinopteri, Moronidae.
CAAAAUUGGGAGUGGUGAGACAGACGGGUUGCAAACUGUGAACCUCACCUGCCCUGGCAGCUUUUAGUAGUCGACAUGUACUGAAGCUGUCUGGGUGAGAGACAUAAUUCAGUGUCAAAGAAGACAGUACAUGAACAAAACUUCAGAGACGUCAAACAGCUGACUAUGAGUGAACACUUGAGAGGGAGCUACUAUGAGUCCUCCUCCCCAGAGCUCAGACUCAUUCUUUUGGGAAACAUUGGAUGUGGUAAGACAUCAUCAGCAGACACUAUCUUGGGCCAGCUGUCCCCCAUCUCUCCCAGUGCCUCCAGGAACUGCCAACUGCGACAGGGGAUCUCUGAUGGCAGGAGUGUGACCCUGGUGGAGGCGCCGAGAUGGUACUGGAGCGGCGGCAAGAUGGAAGACAGUGUCAAGAAGGAGACAGAGCGGGCAAUGACGCUAGUAGCACCGGGCCCACAUGCUGUUUUGCUGCUGGUGCCUGUUAGCCAGUUCACAGAGAUGGAGGGUCGUGUGCCUGCAGAACUGGAGGAGGUCUUUGGAAAGGAGGUGCUGGAUCACACCCUGGUACUGCUGACCUGUGGGGACUACUUGAUGGGAAGAGAAGUAGAGGAAUACCUGCAGAAAGAACACCCAGGCCUGAGGCAGAUAAUCGAGCUGUGUGGAGGAAGGUACCAUGUAAUCAAUAAUCGUCAAAGACAGGACAGGGAACAGGUCCACGAACUGCUGGAAAAGGUGGACGAUAUAGUGAAGAAGAAUGGGGUAUACUAUAUGAAAACAGCCCAGGAGAGAGAGCUGGAGAAGCGAGUGAAAGACAGAAAGCGAGAACUUAUGGAAAGUUACAGAGCUCAAAAGGAAGAGAGAAGAGAGACGGCCGCUUCAACGCACAUCACUAACACAGAAACACAGAGGAGUAUUGAUAGAGUAGAGGAGUACAGCGCCGCCUUGGAGAGGAGGAGAAGUGAUGUGAUGGAGGGAAGAGUGGGUGUGAGCCAGGUGUCUAACGGGCUUCAUUCAUCUCCAGUGCCAGAGCGACAGUCUUUUACAGAUGACAGGCAGGUGAAGAGGACGCCCAGUUUCAGACUAAAUGCAGAUGGAGCUAUACUCUCACAAAUGUCUGAGGAAAAAACAUCUCCAAAAGUAAUCACUACUUUUCACCACAGAAUCAACAGCUCUGGAGAAAUAUCCCCUGGUGCAUCUCCGACCUCCGCUCCUCAUUCGCCUGUCUUCUCCUCCUCUACCCCCUCCUCGCCGACCUUCACUUCCUCUCCCUCCUAUGCUUCCUCACUCCCCCCAUCCUCCUCGCCCUCCUCAUCCUCGUCCUCCUCAGCCUCUCCGGAGCUGCGUCUGGUGCUGCUCGGGCGAUCUGGAGCGGGCAAGAGCGCAGCUGGAAACACCAUACUUGGGCGGGAGGAGUUCAAGUCACGCCCGGAAAGCCUCACAGCAAUCACUCAGGAGUGUGAGAAAAAGAAAACUCUGGUUGAAGGAAGACGGGUGGCGGUAGUGGAUACCCCAGACUGGUUCAAUUCAGAGCAAACUCCAGAUGAGGUGCGAGCUCAGAUCUCCUCCUGUGUGGCUUUGUCCAGUCCAGGUCCUCAUGCUUUCCUGAUGUGCGUCCCCUUAGACCAGCCUGCAAAGACAGAGCUGCAGGCUCUCAGGGCCCUCGAGUCAGUUUUUGGCCCAGAGGCGGUCCAAAGACACACUCUGGUCCUCUUUACUUAUGCAGAUCGACUGAGGGAGAGCGGGAAGGCUGGAAAUGACAGCGUGGAGGCGUACAUUGCUGGACAGCGGGGGGAUUUGCUAAAGCUUGUAGAGAAAUGCCGGGACAGGUUUCAUGUGAUGGAGAAGGGACGAGAUUGGAGGGAGAGGAGGAAUGUGGCAGAGCUGCUAGAGAAGGUGGAGCAGACAGUAAAGGAGGCUGAAGGGCAGUGUUAUUCUUGUCCUGCUUUUCAAGAGGCAGAAAACAAAGUGAGGCAGAAACAAGUAGAGAUAGCAAGGGAAAGAAAGGGAAAAAAACUAGAGGAAGAAAGACAAGGAGACGUUAGAAAACUCAACCCUGAAAGGCGGAUGCUUUAUCCCUACAUGCAGCCUGUGGCUGAGGCAGAAGAGGAAGUGAGAGAGGAUGAGAUUGAGAAAACAAGGGAUGAGGCAGAGAUGAGUGUCAAAACCAUGAAUAUCGAGAGCCUUCCUCCUGUUACGCUUUCCACCAUGUCCCCUUCGCUUCUCUGCUCCAUUAAGGAGAAAAUGGAGUAUAGUGCAAAGAAUUUACCCAAGCUGUUGGCAGAUAGCUCUGUGUGGAUCAGUGAGGGAGCAAAGAAGAUGAAAAGUAGUCCAGUUUGGGGGACAAUCGGCAGUGGAACACAAAAUGUCCAGAAGAUGGUGGUUGAUAGUUCAGUGUGGGGGAAGGUGGGAGCUAGUGCUGGACAUGUGUCCAAACUAGUAGGAGAUAAGGUUCCCAAGGUAGUGGUGGAUGGUUCUACAUGGGUGGGAUCUGGAGCAAAGGCAGCAGCGGCAAGUCCCAUGUGGGGAAAAGUCGGUUCAGGGGCCAAAAUAAUGGCAGGCAGUUCCAAACGUGUCGGAGCUGGGAUUGGAGCUGGGGCAAAGAAUUUGGCGCAGAGUCCUAUGUGGGGAAAAGUAGGAUCCGGGGCCAAAACUGGAGCUAAACUGGUGGCUGGCGGCUCACUACGAGUUGGAGCUGGAAUUGGUGCCGGUGCAAAGAAGGUGGCACAGAGUCCAAUGUGGGGGAAGGUGGGCUCUGGCGCCAAAGCAGGAGUUAAAAUGGUGGCUGACAGCUCAGUGUGGGAGAAAAUUGCGACUACUGCGAAACAGGUGCCCAAGGUAGUCAUAGGGGGCGCGUUGCUGGGUCUGGUGCUUGGCGUGUUUUUGGGGGGCGUCAUUGGCGGAGCUGUCGGGGCAGCUGCUGGAUCUGCGGUAUCUGAGGUCGGCAGACGAAAAUUCAGCAACAGAAACACGUUAGAAAAGACAGAAGAAGCUGCAAAAAAUGUGGAGAGAACAGUGAAUGACAGAAUAGACUCCGUGGUGAAACAAGGAGAGAAAGUAUUGAAAACUGAAUGAAUGGCUGAAUGUAUAUAAAAUGUAUAACAACUGUAAAAACAUUUAUUUGUCUAGAAUUAGUACAAUCACAAUGUAUAAUUCAGACGUGUUCUAAGAGCCUUUCUAUGUUUCUCUCUUUUUAUUCAAACAGAGUGAAAGGGUUCAUUUCAAAAUACUUUUUUAUAAACAAAUUGGAUUAACUAUUUUAAAAAACAAAUGCUUUGAGAUGAUUCCCAACUUCAAUAUUAUUCCAUUAUUUGCACUCUGGCAGUUAAUGAAUGAGGACGGGUAUUAAUAUGUUUGACAAAAUGAACUAAAUUUAUAUACUAAAAUGUAGUUGUUAGGGAAAGUAUUUAGGUGCUGUUCUGUUUGCAAGACGUCAAAUUCCGUAAGAAAAUAAAAAUGUUACUUUUGUUUUUGUCAAAUAUUCAACCUAUUUCCUGUCCACCUGUUGUUGUUGUUGUUGUUGUUGUUGUUGUUGUUGUUGUAAGCAGUGAUUUCAAGUUGAAUUUAAACAUAAUUUCGUAAGCAAGCAUUUAGCAUGUUAGCACUUAUCUCCUGCUAAUACUGUAAUCUUCCUCAGCACUUAAUUAAGAAAACAUUCACAGAACUAUUGCAUCUUUGUCUGUUGUUUUAAAUUUAACACAGGACAUAAUGUAUGAAAAAGUCUAAACACAUAUUUUGACACAAAUACUGUGUGAUGGAUAGUUUUUUCAUGUCCUCUUAAAUAUUUUUUCACUAUUUCACCGUUCUACACUGACUUUGUUUCUGCAUUCAUUAAACCUCGCAACUUGCUAAAUCUCUGCAUUAAAAAGCUGCAAGCUAAGCUAAA